GUUCUCCCAAUUAACCCUUGGCACAUCAUUAAUAAUCCCCAUCUCUUCACAACUGUCUUCUCUCUUUUAUAAGUUCUUGGUUGUAGAGCCUCUUAAAACAACUUUCCAUUUUUAUCGUUCCCCAUAUAAACUCCUCCAACUGUCGCCGUCAGAUCUCUAUCUCUUACCCAAUCCUAACCGUGCACUUCUCUGCUCCUUACUCUCACUCCAACUUUCUCUCUCUAGCCCCCCAUUCGUGGAUCUCGUCACUCCUAAAUUCUCUAAUUGUUUACAUCUCUUUUUUAUCUCUAAUAAGGAAUCCUUCCUAAAGAAAUCUUUUCAACCUGGUUUUUCCUAAUCGGAUUAUAUCCAUCUUUGAACCUUCUUGAUUUGAAGUCGGUUUUUGUUUCUUUCUUGAUUUCAACUCGAGGUUUUGUUUUCUCAUACGAAUCUUUCCUAAAUCCUUCUUUUCAGUUCCAGUUUUCGUAAUCUAGUCACGAAUCUCAAAAAACUUUCUUGAUUUGAAGUUGGAUUUUUGUAUCUUUCUGGGUUUUGGUUUGUUUCCCUCAUUAAUUCUUCUCCAAGAAUCCCUCCGACUCACUGUUUUCAACUUGGUUUUCUGGGAAUCCAAUCAUAAGCUUGUAAUUUUUUUGAUUCCAACUAGGGUACUUCUUGAAUUUGAUUAUGGAGGAUCGGAACUACAUCAGCCAGUCGUCCCAGCGAGUUCACGGCAUGUCUGACAUCGUUUUCGAGUGCGUGUUAUCGUACAUACACGACACACGUGACCGGCAGUCCAUAUCUUUGGUCUGCCGGAGGUUAUGGCAACUCGAAGCUCAUACACGAAAACACGUAACAAUAGCGCUGUGUUACACGGCAACUCCUAAACAGCUCUCACGGAGGUUCCCGUUUCUAGAGUCCUUGACAAUAAAAGGGAAGCCACGCGCCGCCAUGUAUAACUUGAUUCCGGAGGACUGGGGUGGGUUUGCAACGCCGUGGGUGGAGGAGAUUGCGAAAUCUUUCAGUUGCAUAAAAGCUGUGCACUUCAGAAGGAUGAUUGUAAAGGAUGAAGAUCUUGAACUCUUAGCCCGCGAGCGUGGGUCUGUUCUUCAGGUUCUUAAGCUUGAUAAAUGUUCUGGAUUUUCUACUGAUGGGCUUCGCCAUAUUUGUCGCUCUUGCAGGAACCUUAGAGUCCUGUUUUUAGAAGAGAGCCAAAUAUUAGAAAAGGAUGGAGAGUGGCUACAUGAGCUUGCUAUGAGCAACACAGGGGUACUCGAAACAUUAAACUUUUACAUGACAGAUCUUAGCCAAGUUAGUGUUAAAGAUCUGGAGCUAAUAGCCAAGAAAUGUUUGUAUCUACUAUCUGUGAAGAUAGGCGACUGUGAAAUCUUGGAGCUUGUUGGAUUCUUCAACCAUGCUAAUUCACUUGAAGAAUUUGGCGGGGGUUGUUUCAAUGAGCAAGCCGAACUGUAUAAUCAUGUGAUGUACCCCCGAAGAGUAACCCACUUAGGUGUGAAUUACAUGAGUACAAGUGAAACUAUCCUUGUGUUACCUUUUGCUUUUCGCCUCAAAAAACUGGAUCUCCUCUAUGCCCUUCUUGACACCGAAGACCACUGUCGCUUGCUCCAACGGUGCACCAGUUUGGAAAUACUUGAGACAAGAAACGUGAUUGGAGACCGAGGAAUGGAAGUACUUGCGCAAUACUGCAAGAAGCUAAAACGGCUUCGAGUGGAGCGAGGAGCAGAUGAACAAGAAAUGGAAGAUGAAGAAGGUGUCGUUUCUCAAAGGGGAUUGACGGCAGUAGCACAAGGGUGUCUAGACUUGGAAUAUAUUGCAGUAUACGUAUCCGAUAUCACAAACGCAGCUCUAGAAACCAUGGGCAUGAACUUGAAAAAACUCAGAGAUUUCCGUAUGGUGUUACUGGAACGAGAAGAAGUCAUCACAGAUUUACCACUCGAUAAUGGAGUCCGAUCUUUACUCAGUGGGUGCCAACAACUAAGAAGAUUUGCACUGUAUCUCCGGCCAGGAGGGCUAACGGACGUGGGUUUGGCUUAUAUUGGUCAAAACAGCCAAAAUAUAAGAUGGAUGUUGCUAGGGUAUCUGGGGGAAUCUGAUACUGGGAUUUUAGGGUUCUCGAGAGGAUGCCCUAGCCUGCAAAAGCUUGAAGUGAGAGGAUGUUGUUUUAGUGAACGUGCACUUGCGAUGGCUGUUUUACAGUUGAGGUCUUUAAGAUACUUAUGGGUACAAGGGUAUCGGGGAUCUCCGACUGGAUGUGAUCUGUUGGCAAUGGCGCGACCUUUUUGGAAUAUUGAAAUAAUUCCUCCAAGAAAGGUUAUUGGUGGAGAUGGUAAAGAGAAAGAACAUCAUGCACAUAUACUUGCUUAUUACUCGCUUGCUGGACCUAGAACAGAUUUUCCGCCUUCUGUCAUCCCACUUGACUCCAUUGCUAGAUGAAUAAACACAUGUACAUAGGGUUCAGAAUUUCAGUGAGGUAAAGUGUUUUUCUUGAACACACGUCAUAAAUGGUCAUCCACAGGGUGAUAUAAUCGGUUCUACUUUGUUUAGUUUUUUUUUUCCUUUUGUUUCUUGUAUCAUGCAGUUUUCUGUAUCGUUACUGUUCAUAAUGGUUUCCUUUGGGUUGUCGUUACUUUUGGAAUGGUAGGCAUGUGAUAGUUUUGUUAUCUUAGAAAGAUGUACAAUCGAUGAGCUAGUGUCGGGAUUAAUAUUGAGUUUUGAAGGACACAAGAUAUGUUUUGUUGA
Lactuca sativa (garden lettuce) is the source of this 2736-nucleotide messenger RNA. RefSeq names its product coronatine-insensitive protein 1. NCBI's taxonomy places the organism in Eukaryota, Viridiplantae, Streptophyta, Magnoliopsida, Asterales, Asteraceae. The record is from RefSeq and is a predicted model, not a curated record. Gene Ontology annotation, biological process: SCF-dependent proteasomal ubiquitin-dependent protein catabolic process. Gene Ontology annotation, cellular component: SCF ubiquitin ligase complex.